Messenger RNA from Coniosporium apollinis CBS 100218, 270 nucleotides. RefSeq names its product ubiquinol-cytochrome c reductase subunit 8. The coding region runs from base 1 to 270 and encodes 89 amino acids. The record is from RefSeq and is a predicted model, not a curated record. Gene Ontology annotation, biological process: mitochondrial electron transport, ubiquinol to cytochrome c. Lineage: Eukaryota; Fungi; Ascomycota; Dothideomycetes. The transcript is spliced from 3 exons.
AUGGGUGGCGGUGGUGAAAAGAUGCCCGGCCAAUACAUGGGCUGGUGGGGUUCCCUAGGCUCCCCAGCCCAGAAAGGCGUCGUAACCUACGCCGUCUCCCCCAACCGCCAGCGCCCUCUCGCCGGCACGCUCAACGCUGCAAUCUUCAACACCUUCCGCCGCACCCGCCAGCAGAUCCUGUACUGGGCCCCGCCCAUGAUCCUCGCGUAUAGCGCUAUGAACUGGGCUAUUGAGCGGUGGGUCAUUCCUUUAUUUGCUACAAACGACUGA